Messenger RNA from Dromaius novaehollandiae (emu), 2182 nucleotides. Its product is annotated as alcohol dehydrogenase 1. The record is from RefSeq and is a predicted model, not a curated record. The transcript has 9 exons. Gene Ontology annotation, molecular function: zinc ion binding; all-trans-retinol dehydrogenase (NAD+) activity. NCBI's taxonomy places the organism in Eukaryota, Metazoa, Chordata, Aves, Casuariiformes, Dromaiidae. Gene Ontology annotation, cellular component: cytosol. Gene Ontology annotation, biological process: retinol metabolic process; retinoic acid metabolic process. Bases 143 to 1270 code for a protein of 375 amino acids.
AUUUCUAGGAGCAGGCGGCAGGAGCAGUGUCCAGUGUUGGACAGGACUUGCGGUACUGGCAACGUGACUGCUUUGGAGCUGACUGAACUCCCAGUGCAAGAAACCAGCGAUAGCAAGAUUCGAAACAGAGUUGCCAGUCAACAUGAGCACAGCAGGCAAAGUUAUUAAAUGUAAAGCAGCAGUUCUGUGGGAACCAAAGAAACCAUUUUCCAUUGAGGAAGUGGAAGUUGACCCACCAAAAGCACAUGAAGUUCGCAUAAAGAUUUUGGCCACAGGGAUUUGUCGCACCGAUGACCAUGUUGUAAGUGGUGCGCUGAUUAUGCCUUUUCCCAUAAUCGUUGGGCAUGAAGCAGCUGGUGUUGUGGAGAGUGUUGGGGAAGGAGUAACUUCUGUGAAACCAGGAGACAAGGUUAUCCCACUCUUUGUUCCACAGUGUGGGGAGUGCAGCGCUUGCUUAAGCACCAAGGGCAAUCUAUGCUGUAAAAAUGAUAUUAGUUCAGCUUCUGGAUUAAUGCCUGAUGGCACCACAAGGUUUACCUGUAAAGGAAAAGCAGUUCACCAUUUUAUUAGUACAAGUACCUUCACUGAAUACACAGUAGUGCAUGAAACUGCGGUGGCCAAAAUUGCUGCUGCUGCUCCUCUGGAAAAAGUUUGCCUGGUUGGCUGUGGAUUUUCAACUGGGUACGGGGCUGCAGUGCAGACCGCCAAGGUGGAACGGGGCUCUACCUGUGCAGUCUUUGGCCUCGGAGGAGUUGGCCUCUCUGUUGUCAUGGGCUGCAAGGCGGCUGGAGCUUCCCGCAUCAUCGCCGUUGACAUCAACAAGGACAAGUUUGCCAAGGCCAAAGAGCUGGGAGCCACCGACUGCGUCAACCCUAAAGACUUCACGAAGCCCAUUCAUGAAGUGUUGAUGGAGAUGACUGGCCUCGGCGUGGACUACUCCUUCGAAGUCAUAGGUCACACUGAAACCAUGGCUGCGGCCUUGGCUUCUGUUCACUACAACUAUGGAGUCAGCGUGAUUGUGGGAGUGCCCCCCGCAGCAGAAAAGAUCAGUUUUGACCCCAUGCUCCUCUUCAGUGGCCGCACCUGGAAAGGGUCUGUCUUUGGAGGCUGGAAAAGUAAAGAUGCAGUCCCUAAACUGGUUGCUGACUUCAUGGAGAAAAAAUUUGUUCUGGAUCCAUUAAUAACCCACACCCUUCCUUUCCUUAAAAUCAAUGAGGGAUUUGAACUGCUGAGGACAGGGAAGAGUAUUCGCAGCGUCCUGGUGUUUUAGGAUUCCCAAAUGCUAAGCAGCAGAUGGCUUAAGAGCAGCACAACAGCAGUGCACAGCACUAUGCAAUGCAAAACAAGGCAUUUCUGAAAGCUCUGCUGCCGCCACCCAUCCAAUAAAAGGAUCAAGCUCAAACCCCAGACUUCAAGGCACAGCAUUUAUAAAGGAAACAAAUCUUUUUCCUCCCACAUCCUUUCCCCAAUUCUUGCUUCAAAUAAUCAGUAUUCUUCUGCAAUUUUCUUUUAACAGCCAAUGCUGAUAUUAUAGUACUUGAUGCUGUCACAGGUGUUAUGAAAGGCUUGGAUUUUUUAAAAUGGCUUUUAAUAUGCAAUCUUUUAAUAACAAGAAAGAAACUCUUUCUUUGGGUCUUAAUAACACUGCAGGUUUAGCAGACCUAUGCACGUAGCUCACACAUACGGGAGAUAAACGCUACCGUACUGCUCAGGAAAACUCUCAAGUCAGAACUAUGUCCCAGCUUAACCCACUACCUGAGAGGUACAGAAAUUAAUGCAGAGAUUAAAAAUAAAAAGUAUGGGUGACACAAUCUUGCACUGUGUUAGAUACCACAGUGUAUCGUAUCAAGGAGACAGUUAAUUCUUUUUCCUUAAGCCAGAAGUGUGCCAAACUGUUCUGCUGUAGAUGUGCAAGCCCUUUGUAGAAAAGACAAUGCACAUGGUUUUGCUGAUUUUUUUUUUAACCUCUUGCAAGCUUAAGGGGAUUAAUUUGGAAAAAAACAUGAAGAUUACUCUGUGAAAGGCUAUCAGCGUUGUAGUCCCUUUUUUUCUGGAUUGCCCUAUCCAUCUCCCAGUCUCUCCUCUGUAGCAGCACAGGAGAAAAGUUUGGUGUGUGCUCUGAUCCAGAUGACCAUGUGUUUGAACUAAUAAUUUCAAUAAAUGAUACUUAAGUAAAUCACAA